AUGGGCUCAGAUCCACAGUACGCCAAGUGGCCCUUGCUGCCGUUGUCACAGCACGUCUUCACCCUCACAAACGGCUAUGCUUCGCGGGCGGCCCAACAAGCCGCUGUCAAGGCCCUUCAGGAUGCCAUCGCCCAGGACAAGAUGGCCCCGUUCUACCGAUACCUAGCACACCCCAUCGACGGCAUCCUCAACGCAGUGGGCGAGGGUGGUUCGUCGGGGCCAGGCAAACCCUUGAGCAGGAAGUCUAGUCUCGUGGGCAUGGUUGCCACCAAACAGCCAGUGUCAACAGUUAACUUGCCAUGGGACGAAGCCCUCUACGCAAAACUGACAGAGGAGAACGAGAAGGAGCUUGACGGGUUCCAGAAGGAAGAAGCAGAGGCUGAGGAGCAGGCUGGCGAUACAGAGAUCAUUGCUGCCAAGGGCAAGCGGGCUGAGUUCUGGGCCCGAGUGGGAGACAAGGAUAAAGCCAUUGCCGCCUACGAAAGUGUUUUCGAGAAUACCGGUAUUCUGGGAGCUAAGAUCGAUCUUGUCCUGGCCAUUGUCCGCAUGGCGCUUUUCUACGGAGAUAAGCCUCUUGUAAAGAAGCAUGUUGAGCGAGCCAAGGCCCUUGUUGAUAGCGGUGGUGAUUGGGACCGACGAAACCGACUCAAGACCUACGAGGGUCUUCACCUUCUCACUGUACGAUCUUAUAACCUCGCUGCACCCCUCCUUCUCGACUCUCUCUCCACAUUCACCAGCUACGAGCUUUGCACCUACUCAAACCUUGUCGUCUACUCCGUGCUUGCGGGCUCUGUGUCCUUGAAGCGAGUAGACUUCAAGUCCAAGGUUGUUGAUGCUCCGGAGAUCAAGGCGAUCUUGGGAGAUGGCGAAGAUAAGCUUCUUGCUCUGAGCGGCGCAAUCAGCGCUGGGCCAGGUGCAGACGACACAACCGGCGUUGAUACCCCUAAGGCGGCUACGACGACGGCUGUGAACCUGACCACCCUUGGCACCAGUACUGAUCAUCCAGAGGCCGAGGCAGCGAUUGAUUUCAGUCCCUUGGCCCUGUUGGUCAGCAGUCUCUACAAUGGCAACUAUAAGACGUUCUUCCAGUCGCUUGCUUCUGUUGAAGAGCAGUUCCUUACCCAAGACCGCUAUCUCCAUGAGCACAAGAACUGGUUCAUCCGAGAAAUGCGGCUCCGGGCCUACCAGCAGCUGCUUCAGAGCUACCGGAUUGUUGGACUUGACAGCAUGGCUAAUGACUUUGGUGUCACAGUCGAGUUCCUUGAUCGUGAUUUGGCUCGCUUCAUUGCCGCUGGCCGAAUUCCUUGCACAAUCGAUCGUGUGAAUGGUAAAGGAGUAAUCGAGACGAACCGACCAGACGACAAGAACAAGCAGUACCAGGAUGUUGUUCGCCAGGGAGACCAGCUUAUCACGAAGCUCCAAAAGUACGGCCAGGCUGUCCGACUGAGAGGAAGCGAGAGGGCGUAA
Clonostachys rhizophaga is the source of this 1467-nucleotide messenger RNA. The record is from the annotation of a GenBank genome assembly. Lineage: Eukaryota; Fungi; Ascomycota; Sordariomycetes; Hypocreales; Bionectriaceae.